GCACCCAAGGACACCUUUGGCUUCAUUUCCUGAUCUCACUGCCUCACCUGCGGUGCUGUCCCAGCUGGUGGAGCAGGCGGGCAUGCAGCAGACAGGACUCGCUCUCGCCCUCGCGGCUUUGGCUGCCUGUGUGGCUCUUCGCACCUCCGAAGCCAUACUUCCCAUUGCUUCCAGCUGCUGCACCGAGGUUUCCCAUCAUAUUUCCAGAAGGCUUUUGGAAAAAGUGAAUUCAUGUCGCAUUCAGAGAGCUGAUGGGGAUUGUGACUUGGCUGCUGUCAUCCUUCAUGUCAAGCGCAGAAGAAUCUGUGUCAGCCCGCACAGUCAUAAUAUUAAGAAGUGGAUGAAAGAACAAGCAGCCAAGAAAAAUGCUAAAGGCACCAUUUGCCAUAAGAAGAAACACCCCAGCAAGAGGAACAGUAAAGGGGCACAUCAUAGGAAACAUGAAACACACGACCAUGAAACGCCUUAUUAGAGAGUUGACGAGUGAAUCUACGCAGAUGAUUCCUGAAGUGAACUUGGCCACGUGAAAAAAAAAUCACAAUGUUUGUUGGAAAAUGAAGUCUGUAAAUAAGAAUUCUCCGGAGUCAAGCAGAUACAGUCUCAUCCUUCUCUCUCCCCAAAGAUGAAGACAGAUGACAUGAGUAGAGCCAUAUUAAAAUAGAGCCAGAGCAGCCGUUUCAGAGGAACUGCCUUGCACGUCUUGUUUUCUUUAUCUUCCAAACUGGACAAAACCACCAACAUUCCAAGAAGUCAGUGAGAAAGAAUAUCCUGUCUGUCAGGACUGAUGAAAUCGGACUUUGCUGAUGAUGGAAUCGCUAACCAGUCAAUGAAGUACAAACCUAGCCUUCCCUUAUCUAGCACCAAUGAACUCUUCUUUAAUACAACUCAGCUCAUCUCCUUUUUUCCCAUAAAACCUCCAAGUUUUUCUCCUAUAAUUGGGACACUAUUUUAGGUUUAUACCUAAAUCCGUGCUCCCUGAAUUGCAAUUCUUUGAUCCCAAAUAAACGCUUUGCCUCUUAAAACCAA
Messenger RNA from Equus caballus (horse), 1026 nucleotides. NCBI's taxonomy places the organism in Eukaryota, Metazoa, Chordata, Mammalia, Perissodactyla, Equidae. The record is from RefSeq and is a predicted model, not a curated record.